Peromyscus leucopus (white-footed mouse) is the source of this 3245-nucleotide messenger RNA. It is a transcript of the gene Stk38, whose product is annotated as serine/threonine kinase 38. Gene Ontology annotation, biological process: intracellular signal transduction; peptidyl-serine phosphorylation. Bases 89 to 1486 code for a protein of 465 amino acids. Lineage: Eukaryota; Metazoa; Chordata; Mammalia; Rodentia; Cricetidae. The transcript is spliced from 14 exons. Gene Ontology annotation, molecular function: ATP binding; protein serine/threonine kinase activity. The record is from RefSeq and is a predicted model, not a curated record.
UUGCCGUCGCUCUCGGGGCCGCCUGCACGUCGCGUCUGCGCCGUCGCCGCCGCCGCCGGCCCCGCGCCCCGCUCCUCCCGGGUCGGCCAUGGCAAUGACAGGUUCAACACCUUGCUCAUCCAUGAGUAAUCAUACGAAGGAAAGGGUGACAAUGACCAAAGUGACACUGGAGAAUUUUUAUAGCAACCUGAUUGCUCAACAUGAAGAACGAGAAAUGAGACAAAAGAAGUUAGAAAAAGUGAUGGAAGAAGAAGGUCUAAAGGAUGAAGAGAAACGACUCAGGAGAUCAGCACAUGCUCGGAAGGAAACAGAGUUUCUUCGAUUAAAGAGAACAAGGCUUGGAUUGGAAGAUUUUGAGUCUUUAAAAGUCAUAGGCCGAGGAGCAUUUGGUGAGGUGCGGCUCGUUCAGAAGAAAGACACGGGGCAUGUGUAUGCGAUGAAAAUCCUGCGCAAAGCAGACAUGCUCGAGAAGGAGCAGGUUGGCCACAUUCGUGCGGAGCGUGACAUUCUAGUGGAGGCAGACAGUUUGUGGGUUGUGAAAAUGUUCUAUAGUUUUCAGGAUAAGCUAAACCUCUACCUAAUCAUGGAGUUCCUGCCUGGAGGCGACAUGAUGACCUUAUUGAUGAAAAAGGAUACUCUGACAGAAGAGGAGACUCAGUUUUACAUAGCAGAAACAGUAUUAGCCAUAGACUCCAUUCACCAGCUGGGAUUCAUCCAUAGAGACAUCAAACCAGACAACCUUCUCUUGGACAGCAAGGGCCAUGUGAAACUUUCUGACUUUGGCCUUUGCACAGGCCUGAAGAAAGCACAUAGGACAGAAUUUUAUAGGAACCUGAACCACAGCCUGCCCAGUGACUUCACUUUCCAGAACAUGAAUUCCAAAAGGAAAGCGGAGACCUGGAAAAGAAACAGACGCCAGCUAGCCUUCUCUACGGUGGGCACUCCUGAUUACAUCGCUCCUGAGGUGUUCAUGCAGACCGGCUACAACAAGCUCUGUGAUUGGUGGUCCCUUGGGGUGAUCAUGUACGAGAUGCUCAUCGGCUACCCACCCUUCUGCUCCGAGACCCCACAAGAGACAUAUAAGAAGGUGAUGAACUGGAAGGAAACUUUGACCUUUCCCCCAGAAGUUCCUGUCUCCGAGAAAGCCAAGGGCCUGAUUCUGAGGUUCUGCUGUGAAUGGGAACAUAGAAUCGGAGCCUCUGGAGUUGAGGAAAUAAAAAGUAAUCCUUUUUUUGAAGGUGUUGACUGGGAACAUAUCAGGGAGAGACCAGCUGCCAUAUCUAUUGAAAUCAAGAGCAUCGAUGAUACCUCAAACUUCGAUGAAUUUCCAGAGUCUGAUAUUCUUAAACCCACAGUGACCACAAGUAAUCACCCCGAGACUGACUACAAGAACAAAGACUGGGUCUUCAUCAACUACACAUACAAGCGCUUUGAGGGCCUGACAGCCAGGGGGGCCAUACCUUCCUACAUGAAGGCACCCAAGUAAGGCCUGUGCUGGGAACCCUAGACUGGCCAGAGUUCUCCGUACAACAUUGUGGUUUGCCUCUCACGCUCUUGAAAGAACUUCCAAGAAGUUUGUAGACCCCAUUAACACGUCAUAGUCAAGUCUCUGAAAUGUGAUUGUAAGUGGCUGUUCCCCCACAGUGCCCCAGGGAACGGAUAGGACGAAGACAAGCAUUUCUCCAGCAGCCACAAGCAGCUGUCUUGCUUCUCUAGAAGCUCUGUGAGCCAGUUUGCUAGGUGUUUCAAAGAGAAUUUGAAUUCCCGAAGUUCAUCAGAAUGAAGGGGAAAAAGAGCCAUCAUCCACCAUUACUGAGAUUAUAGACACUGAGUACCAGCCAAUGCCUGUGUUGUGGUGAUAUGCCACCUGCCAAGCCCACCAAGUAUUUUUCUCUUUAUAGCUGAAAAUCCUACAGUUAAAGAAAUGACGCAAUAAUGAAAAUCUGUGUGAACAGCCAACAGUGUGGCUGAAGGAACGAUCUCCGUCCUGUGGGUGUGGGUGUUUUCUCCCCAUACCUCGGCCUGGGCGAGGAGCUUUCCCUAGCCUUCAUUCAUGGUGCACUUUACUUAUGGUACUAGGGCAAAGACCCGGAUCCACUGACCUAUCUCCCAUCCAAAAGACUCGUGCUGCUCUUCUGAGUGUUGAUGGGGAGGCACUAGUGUGAUCCUUUGUGGCUGCUGGCCCACAAGCCACUGGACACUGCCAAGGAGUUCUGGACCAUGUUCAACCCUCACUUUCUCUUCACGGCUAUUUGAGAAGAUCUGGAGACACGUGCUGCCUACGAGCAAUACCUGGAAGUGCUCCCAGGACGGCUUGUUCCUGAGAACACAGCAGAGGACCCGGUGGAGGGAGGCUCCGGUGCUGCCAUGCAAGAUCUCACAGCCUCCUUGGAAGCCAAGGCCGACGCAGCCCAGAGGAGUCCUCGGGCUCAUUCCUCAACUCAUGGUGCAACUGUGUUUGUCUUGGUGUUUCCCUAUCCCAGCUUCAAGUAGCCAUUUUGCCUUGGAAUCAUGAUUACAAAUUUUUCCUUUGCAGAUGCCUUCCUGGGGGAUACUUGCCCCUGCACCCAAAAGGGUUGCCUGCAGCUUGGGCUGACCUGGCCUCUCCGCUGUGGCGUUCUCUCAUGAGAAACACUGAAUUUAGCACAAAGUGCCUUCUCUGUCACAGCUGCUGCCACCUUGGAAGACUUUGCUGCGUCAGAAAAAUGUGGAGGUCCAUAUGAAUGAAUGCAUUAUUAGUUUGGUUUCAAGUGCUGACAACUGUUAAGGCAUUAGUUGCUCCUGUGUGGUGACUUGCAGUGUCCUGGCCAGGCUACAGCUGGGAUGCGCUCUCUGCCAGGCUUGACGUUGUGAAGGUCAGCUCUGUCCUAGCUCAGCUAUUCAGAGAGUAGAAUAGAAGACUUAAAGUUGUAAGCAAAACUGCUUUGUUUCCAUGUCUUAGAUGAAGAAAAAGGAAUGUUAGGGAAGUCUUCACUCUGGGGAAGGGUGCUGGAUGUCUUAGCUCCUUCAUCUUUCAUGCAGAGCCUGCCGGGACAAAGGAGACAGAAGGGCCUGUGCGGCUCUGAGCUCUCCACUACCAAACAGUUGGGGUCCUGAUCCCUGUGUGUUGCAGGAGUGUGUGAGCAUGGGUGAAGAGGUGAUAUAGAGUAGUGUGGAGCCUGUGUGGUGGGGAAUGCUUCGUUCUGGGGAAAUGCCCACAUUUUAACUACUCAACCUUUGAAUAAACUGUGAAAACAGUAAUGGGA